This is a messenger RNA of Arxiozyma heterogenica, 783 nucleotides long. It is a transcript of the gene MRPL11, whose product is annotated as mitochondrial 54S ribosomal protein uL10m MRPL11. Gene Ontology annotation, biological process: translation. Gene Ontology annotation, molecular function: structural constituent of ribosome. NCBI's taxonomy places the organism in Eukaryota, Fungi, Ascomycota, Saccharomycetes, Saccharomycetales, Saccharomycetaceae. The transcript has a single exon. The coding region runs from base 1 to 783 and encodes 260 amino acids. Gene Ontology annotation, cellular component: mitochondrial large ribosomal subunit. The record is from RefSeq and is a predicted model, not a curated record.
AUGAACAGGUUAAGCCUUAUCUCUAAUAAGUUAUGUAGAGGUUUCCAUACUGAUGCGUUUAAAUUAAGUAUUAAAUAUCCACCAAUAAUUACUGCAAAACAAGUUUCAAAUUCAAAAAAACAGAAAAACUUAAGAUUAAGUGUCAAGCCAUUGAAUUCUAAGAAAACUUUAUUGAUAGAUCAAUAUAAAAAUGUUUGGGAUAAUAAUAAAAUGAUUAUUUUUUGUCAUUAUAAUAAUCUUUUGAAACAAGAAGAUCAUCAAUUAAGAUUACAAUUAACGAAUAUUACCAAAAAUAUCAGCGAUCAAGAUGAAAAUAAAAUCAGCUUUAUUCAUAUAAGAAAUAAUUUAUUUAAAGUUUUCUUGCAAAAUAUGAAUCUUGAGGAUCCUGUUGCACCAUAUGAUAAGAAAAAAGAUUAUUCCAAGCUGAUAGUCAAUCAUCCAUUAAAUAAAUUGAUUAAAGGUCCAACUGCUAUAAUUGCGUACCCUAAAGCUGAUUGUAAUAUAAUGAGAUCAAUUGUUCAAUUAAUUUCAAAUUCAAAAGGUAAAUUGAUCCCACUUGGUGGUGUUAUUGAGGGGAAAGUCUUGAAUCUUGACUGGAUUAAUGCAUUCAAUCAAAUCAAUGCUACUCAAGAUCAAUUGUACCAAAUGUUGGUAUCUCAAUUAUCAUACAAUGCUGGUGGUAACUUGAUUGAUACUUUACAACUGUUGUCUAAUAACUUAGUUGGAUCUUUAUCCAUUCACCAGGAUAAUUUGUCUCCUGAAAAUAAACAAUUGAAUGAAUAA